This is a messenger RNA of Agrilus planipennis (emerald ash borer), 2080 nucleotides long. RefSeq names its product eukaryotic translation initiation factor 2 subunit 3, X-linked. The transcript has 4 exons. Gene Ontology annotation, molecular function: tRNA binding; zinc ion binding; histone H3K9 methyltransferase activity. The record is from RefSeq and is a predicted model, not a curated record. NCBI's taxonomy places the organism in Eukaryota, Metazoa, Arthropoda, Insecta, Coleoptera, Buprestidae. Gene Ontology annotation, biological process: positive regulation of translational fidelity; formation of translation preinitiation complex. The coding region runs from base 108 to 1778 and encodes 556 amino acids. Gene Ontology annotation, cellular component: nucleus; eukaryotic translation initiation factor 2 complex; cytosol.
UAUGGUAGAGCACCAAUCAGCAUCAAAAAUCUGGUACUCAUCGAAGACGAGCUCAUAGAGAUAUUGCAAGCUGUUGGUGAAUUAUAUAUCGGAAUCUGCAUUGAAUCAUGGCAUCAUCCGAAGGAAUUGGUGUUACAACCGGUCAACCAAAUUUACACAAACAGGACCUAUCUAAACUUGAUGUAACAAAACUUACAGCACUAUCGCCGGAAGUUAUUAGUAGACAAGCUACAAUAAAUAUCGGAACAAUUGGUCAUGUAGCUCAUGGGAAAUCAACUGUGGUUAAAGCUAUAUCCGGUGUUCAAACAGUUAGAUUUAAAAAUGAAUUGGAACGUAACAUUACUAUAAAAUUAGAAAAACUGCAAUUUGAUGUGAACGGGAAGCCAAUAAUACCAGAAGGGAUUCUGAAGAGGAAGAUUAAUGAAAAGGACAAAACAAUUCCUUCAAAGAAGAACCACUUUACUGAACCAAAAACAAAAGUGAAAGUUAAAAGGAAACAUCAAGCAAUUGAUCAAGAGAUUUACUCAAAAGAGUAUAUAGUGGAACAAAUAUUAGCUCAUAAAUAUGAAAAUGGGACUCACAUGUUUCUUGUCAAAUGGAAAGGGUGGUCUGAGAAGAACAACACCUGGGAGCCAUUACAUCAUCUGGAACGCUGUCCAUCAGUUCUGGGAAAUUUUAUCACAGAUAUGCUGGGUAAUCAAGCAUUGAAGAGCUUAUGUAAAAUGCUUAAGGUGUCCAAUAAUUUUCCCGAAAAAAUCCUUGAAAGCCUUAUUCCAUCGGAAGGAUUUUCUGCCCUACCAAAAAAACUUAGCAUUCAAAGAGAGCUUUUGACAGUGCUAUCUGCUUGUCCAAAAGAAAAACAUACAAAAAAACUGAAAAGAGGCAAGGAAGCACUUCUAAUUUAUUUUUUGCAUUUGAAACGUGAAAUACAGCUCAACCGUCUGGCGAUUUGGGAACAAGAAAUGAACAAAGUGGCUUGUGAGAAUGCAGUUAUUAAGGUAGAAAAUAACGUAGACCUGGAAGGCCCCCCCAUAGACUUCGUUUACAUCAAUAACUAUCGGCCCACCGACGGUAUCGUAAUCCCCGAUAAUCCUCCUAUCGGUUGUGGAUGUUCGAAAUGUUCAAAUAAAGAGAAACAUUGUUGCGGAAUGUUUCAGCAACAAACGUACCGUUUCCCUUACAAUUCCAAAGGAAGAAUCAAUCUUCCAAAAGGUACGCCCAUAUAUGAGUGCAACAAAAGUUGCAAAUGCGGUCAUGAUUGUCGCAACAGAGUGGUACAAAGAGGGCGUAACGUUCCUCUAUGUAUUUAUCGUACAAGCAACGGUUGUGGCUGGGGCGUUAAAUGUCUACGAAGAAUAUACACUGGCGAGUAUGUAUGUGAGUAUGUUGGUGAAAUAAUUAGUCAUGAGGAAGCCGAGAGGCGCGGUGCUCUGUACGAUUCGCAAGGACGCACCUAUCUUUUCGAUUUGGAUUUUAAUUCAAACGAUAACCCGUACACUGUGGAUGCUGCACGUUUUGGUAACGUUUCCCAUUUUAUAAAUCAUUCCUGCGAUCCUAAUUUGUCAGUGUGGGCAGUCUGGGUCAAUUGUCUCGACCCAAACAUUCCGAAGUUAGCUCUUUUCGCGACUAGAGAAAUAGCAAAGGGUGAAGAACUGACUUUCGACUACAUGUCCAAUGAUAAAAGUAUGAAACGCCUCGAGCUACCAAAAAAUGAGAAAAAGAAGCAUCGAUCUGUGUGCAAAUGUGGUGCCAAUAAUUGUCGAAAGUACAUUUUUUGACGCCACAUUCAAACGUAGUAUACCUGUAUCUUUUAUAAUCUAUUACAUAAACAUAGUAUGUAAAAUCGUUAGGAUAAGUUUUUAGAAUAAUUACAGAACGGUGUGUUAAAAAGCAUCCUCUUAUUCUUAAUGUAGUUUUUAAUUAAUUUAAUGACUCAUAAGGAAUUUGGAAAUUCGAAGUACUUAUUUCAAUAUUUUUAUCUUUAUUAAGUAACAGAUGUUUGUAUUGGCGGUGUAGGAAGAGUAGGGUGAGACUUGGAUAAGAUUUUUAUUUAUCCUGUACUUUUAUGUUUAAUUGUUAU